AUGAUGUGGCCGAAACCCAGGAUCCAUACCCUUCGUCUUUUUAAUCUAAGGACAAAUCGAUCAGUAUAUUUCAAGAGAUUCAACUCCAGCAAGGACAAGUACUCUUCUAUUGAAGAGUUUAAUAAGAAUAAAACUAAAUAUUCCUAUGGGUACAAUUUUGACUCCUUGAAGGAACUCGAUGACAAGACGCAACCAAAGGCAGAGCGCCCCAAGCCAAGUUCGAAUGACGAAACCAUCGAUAUCAAUGAAGCCAUCGAAAAUGAUCCACGUCUCACUAAACUAAAGCCGGGAUCGCACGAAUAUCGAGAAACUUUAUAUCAGCUCCACCAGGAAUUUAUUUCAAAGCAAAAAAGUCAGCAGAAGCGUCAUGAGUUCAACGAGAGAAUGAGAGGAGUAUUCUAUGGAGUAGCUGCGUUGGUUGGUGUUAUUUCAGUACACCAAAUAUUUAUGAAUUACGAGUCUAUCAAAAACCGGCUCUUGAUGAAUUAUACAUACAGGGAUAUGAAAGAUGAGGUAGUUGAUGUGCCAAAGAAGAACGUGAAAAGCACAAAGCAUUUGUUAGAAAAGCUAGAAAAGGAGUUGAGUAAUGAGCAUAUUGCACAGUUGCAAGAUUCUAAAGAAGUACCAGGUGUUUAUCAGUUUGGUGACAACACAAAAAUACCUCUCAGAAUCCCCGCGUUUAAUGGAAUGUUUCUAAAAGAUGUCUUUAUGGAGAGAGGUCACAUUAUCGCCAUAACUGAAAAGGGCAGAGUUGUUGAAUGGAAAAAGGGCCAACUGAAGGUGGCUGAGCGCAACUGGUUGGGAUUGUUAAGGUCUCAAACGUUCAAUAAAAUUGAUGCAAAGAAUGUGGUUCAAUUUUCGUCGGGACUUGACCACUUAUUGCUUCUUACUGGCAACGGUCAAAUAUUUGUGGUCAAUUCCUCCAAAGAGCCGAGAAAUGUAGGUCAGUUUGGCCCACAGUAUUCGCCAUUUGAUAAGAAGGAGAUUCCAGUGAAUAAGCCUAUAGACAUGACGUUAUUGAAUAAUGAGGUAGUGAAGGAUGGAAAUCAGAAGCGUAUUGUUUCGAGAAAAUUCACUGAUAUUGCCAGUGGCGAUUACUUCAAUAUUGUAUCAGAUGCCAAAGAUGGUGUAUGGACAUGGGGCGAUAAUACUUUUGGCCAAUGUGGAGAUUCAAACACUACUAAAUUUGAACCUGUUCCUAGGAAAGUUUUUGACAAGGAUGACUACAAAAGAAUCUGUAGAAACGUGUUUGGGAGAACGGCAAAGGAAGCUGAUUUUGAGGUAGCAAGAGUAUUGGCUUCGCAAGAGACAAGCUACAUUAUUUUAAGGUACAUGGAUCAAAGCGCAAUCUUGAGUUUGGGUAAUGGUCUCAAUGGCCAAUUAGGCGGAGGCAGAUAUCUUCACGUGUGCUCUUACCCUGAGAUUAUGAAGUCGUUGAUUGGCUUGAAGGAAUAUGACGAGGAUUUGAAUUCAGUCAAGAACAUCAACAUUAAGGAUGCUACUGUGGGUAAUGGCCAUAUGUUUAUUACAUUAAACAAUGGCGGGUCAAAGGAUGUCUUUGCAUUAGGAUCUAACCAAUUUGGUCAAUUUGGAAAUGGUAAGAGGGUUAAAGCGUGUAAGCCUACUAGAUUGCCUCGCUUACUUGAGCCUCAAGAUGGAAAUGACAAAUUGAGUCUUGCAAAAUCUAUCAACGACAUGAACACGCAAAGAUUGCAAUUGCUCGACGACCACAAAAUCGGCAAGCACAACAUUGAGCAGGUAAUUGUUGCUGGAGAUGAUUGUUCAAUGAUAUAUUACAAACUUAAAUAA
Lodderomyces margitis is the source of this 1809-nucleotide messenger RNA. RefSeq lists its product as uncharacterized. The transcript is spliced from 2 exons. Bases 1 to 1809 code for a protein of 602 amino acids. The record is from RefSeq and is a predicted model, not a curated record. NCBI's taxonomy places the organism in Eukaryota, Fungi, Ascomycota, Pichiomycetes, Serinales, Debaryomycetaceae. Gene Ontology annotation, biological process: mitochondrial respiratory chain complex III assembly. Gene Ontology annotation, cellular component: mitochondrial inner membrane.